UUGAAAACAUUUUCUUCCGCAUUGUCCGCUGGGAGCCUCGAAGAGCCGUCAUGGAGUGCCCAAGGGACGUAGAGGAAACAAAAGUGCGGUCCUGCCCGGACUUCCGUCACCCCCAUUUUCGUCCCAUCUCUUAGGUGCCACGCUUUUGCCAGCAUGACCGCUUCGUUCUGGGACCUCAUGAAGCGCUCCAGUGCCUCGCAAAAGCCGCCCUCGACGUCGUCGUCGUCGACCAAGAUCCAGAAGAUGGCGCCGGGCCUGAAGACAGACUCUGUGCGCUCCGGCAGCAUCGAUGUCAUGUCCAUGUCCACGACAUCGUCGACCGUCUCUCACGAAGACGACUACCGAAAUACUCUCAGCGAUGUUGUGGUGGUGGGCGCGGGGCCCGCAGGGCUGAUGCUCGCGGACAAUCUGGUGCGGUACGGCAUCAAAACACGCAUCAUCGACGACCGGCCCGACAGAACUUCCACGGGACGCGCUGACGGAAUCCAGCCCAAGACUAUUGAGACCCUGCGCCAGAUGCGCCUGGCCGAGCCGUUGCUGCGGAAGGGCGUGAGGAUAUACGACAUUGCCUUCUGGAAGUCGACCCCCCACCAGUCGCUGCGUCGCACUGGCCGCGAGAUCCACUACCCGCCUAUUGUCGACCUGCUCGACCCCUACAUCCUCCUCGUGCACCAGGGGAUGGUGGAGCAGCUCUUCCACGACGACCUCAAGGAACGAGGGGUCGACGUGGAGCGGGCAACGGUGUUUGUCGAUUUUGACUAUACUCCCCAAAAGGUCAGGCCGCUGCAGAUCACGUGCAAGCAGGCCGACCACACCAAGAGGACAUAUGGAACGCGCUACCUGGUUGGGUGUGACGGUGCGCAUUCGCAAGUGCGCAAGUGCCUGCCAGACGCCCGGCCAGUGGGUGCUUCCUACGACGCCAUUUGGGGCGUUUUGGAUGGAGUGCUGGAUACAGACUUUCCCGACAUCUGGAGCAAGGUUAUCGUGCACUCGGAGGAGCUUGGCUCGAUCCUAAUGAUCCCCCGUGAGAGGAAUCUGACGCGAUUGUACAUUGAACUGAAGCCGGAUACAAAGGAGAGCACGGCCAGAGAACGGCUCACACAGGAGUUCGUCAUGAAGCGCGCUCAGGAGAUCAUGAAUCCGUACAGCCUUCAGUGGAGGAGUAUUGAAUGGUUCAGUCGCUAUAAGAUUGGACAGCGAGUAGCCAACAGAUUUACGGAUCACGAUCGAAAGGUGUUCAUUGCCGGAGAUGCUAGCCAUACCCACUCGCCCAAAGCUGCCCAAGGAAUGAACACUUCAAUGCAUGACGCCUGGAACCUCGCCUGGAAGCUCAACUUUGCUGUUCGCGGUCUCGCCAAGCCAGCCCUCCUCGCAACGUACGAGCUGGAGCGCAAGAAGAUUGCAGAAGAUCUAGUCAAUUUCGAUUUCGAGCACGCCAAUGCCUUUGCGGCCGGCGACCCCGAGGCCCUGGCAGCGAACUUCGUGAAGCACCAGGCCUUCAUCUCAGGGUAUGGCGUCAACUACGACUACAACGUCUUGAACAUUCCAUCCAAAGGCCACGGCCUGGGACAGCUUAGACCAGGAUACCUACUUCCUCCAGCCAAGGUCACGCGUUUCAUCGACGCCAACCCUGUCGACAUCCAGACCGACAUUCCGGCACUAGGGCAGUUCCGCAUUUAUUUCUUUUGCCGCGACGUGCACGUUGCAAAGCCAUUCUUAGAUGCUGUGUGUAACAUGCAUCAGUCUAUGUCAUGCUAUGUCGGACGAGUUACCCUAGCUGGAAACGCGUCAUACACCAUUCAGCCGCCAUUAGCCGCACCACAUGACGAGUUUGUGUGUCCGGAGCGGUACACCCCAGUGAGCGGUGUUUUCACGUAUGCAUUGGUCACGGAUAUGCCACGAUAUGAGAUCGAGAUUGAAGAUCUUCCAGCGACUCUACGAGAUUCGAGAUGGACUUUCUACCUGGACGAUUGCCCGGAUAAAGAUACCCGCAAGCAGAAAUGUCUGGACAAGUGGCUAGAUGGUUUGGACGAAGAUGAAGUGGUCGUUCUCAAUGUCAGGCCUGAUGGAUAUGUCGGCACACUACGACGGUGGCCGAACGGGAGUAGAGAGAGUGGGUUGAGCGCGGUGAGGUGGAUGGAUGAGUAUUAUGAACAAUUUCUAUGCGAUAUAUGACGGAGAUGGGCGGUUGUUGUUUUCUUCUACAUAGACCAUUGCAUGCGACUGGCGUUUUCGGUGUUGCUAUGUCCACACUCAAAAGAUGUAAGUACCUAAUAUAAUUUGAUCAAUCUCAAUAUUAGAUCAGCC
Molecule: messenger RNA, 2307 nt
Organism: Lindgomyces ingoldianus
Lineage: Eukaryota; Fungi; Ascomycota; Dothideomycetes; Pleosporales; Lindgomycetaceae
Product: FAD monooxygenase-like protein
Exons: 4
Coding region: 154-2175 (673 amino acids)
Molecular function (GO): FAD binding
Source: RefSeq, a predicted model, not a curated record